UUUAAUGUAACUGUAUUUUCACACCAGUGUUUUACAAAGCAACAUAAAAAAAGUGAUUAGUAGUUUAAGAUAUAAUUUUUUUAAUUCUGUAGUUGAAUGACGGAAUAAUUUUUUAGUACAUUUAAGAGAUCAAAAAUGUUGCCAUGACUAAAAUUAAAACAGUUGCAAAUCAUUUUUAAAUAGUAUCGAGAGUUGCGUUCUUCGAAUUUAAAAAUUAUAAACUAAAAAUCAUCAUAAUGGUCUCUGAGCAGGGAAAUGAACAUGGAGAAGAUGCUCAUCAAGAAAAAUCAGAUACAAUAUUAGAUUCCUCUAUAUCUGUUAGUAGAUCUUGUGCUUCAGAAAAUAUGCAAGAUAAUGCUUACGGAUUAGACCUUAAUUCAUUAGAAUCGGUAAGUGACGAAAAAGUGUUCUUACAGCAUAAUAACAUUUUGGUCUCUACAAGUCAAGCAGUGGAAAGUAGAGAUUCUCAAAGAAUUAAACAAGAAGAGAUAGAAGAAGAACAUAUAAAAGAAGUUAGGCUAAAUAAAGCAGAAGCUUCAAGAUGUGCUUCUGAUUCAAGAGAAAAAGUAAUAGAAAAUUCUAUUACACCUUUAGAAAAAAAUGUAAAAUGUAAUCCAUCAUCAGUGCAAGAUGUAGAAAGUACAUCUACAGAAAUGGUAAAUAAUACUUAUUUACAAACUAAUACUCAGUGUCACGGAAAUACUCGAAGAAAACAAAGAUUGUUAAAUAUGGUAGAAAAUGAAUACAAGAAAAAUAUAGAAUCAACACAUCCUGAUAAUGAAGAAAAUUUUUUAUUUGAUAUAAAUUGUAUUCCGAAUGUAGAUGAUGCAAAUAGCAAUAUCAGUUUGAACGUUGCAAAGUGCGACUCUCAUAAUUUUACAAAAACGAAGAGUUUUGUUAAUUUAAAUGUGCAUAAUGAUUAUGAUUGCAUGGAAGGUGCGAUAUCUUUACCUUUAUGCACCUCAGCAAUAAUUCCUAAAACGAUGACAGAAGAUGAUGAAAAUAUAAAAAUAGAUUGUAAUAAGCCAUUUAAAUUACCAAGUUUAGUGAAUUUAUUUGAAGUAGCUAAGGCUCAAAGAGAAGAAUUGGAAGAAAAUGCAGGAGUCGUUUCUGAUUUGUCCUCAAAUCACGUCCAUCAGUUUGAAGGUAUCGAAGGAUCAAUUCAUUCGUCUAAUAGUAGUGAUGGAAGUAAUUCUGAAACUGAAUCUCAACAAGCUUCAAGUAAACAUGGCAGGUGUAGGAAGAAAUCAUAUAAUAUAAAUAAAAUAACAAGGAAGGAAGGAGUGGAAUAUUAUCAACUGUGGCGAAGCACAGCAGGUCUUUCAACGCCUGAAUCAUUGUAUGAAACUUUAUAUCCGAAUCCUCCUCCAUUACCACCUAGAUCAGCUCAUAAACCUCUUUAUAGGACAACAGCUAUAUUGAGUACGCCACCCGAGUUACCUAAGAAAUGCAAUCUUAAGACUCCAAUGCGACCCGAAGAUUGCUUUGGAUUUGAAAUUGUAGAUGUUGAUGAAGGUCCUAAUUUAAAGCAGACUAGAACGGCUGUUACCAAAAGUAUAGCACUUUUAAGUUCACCUAGAUCUCAUAGACAAUUGACAAGACCUGAACCUGGAACAAGCAGCCAAAUUGAAUGUCCGCCUACUCCAACACAUCGACCAAAACCAUUACGUCCAUUACCAAUUUGUCCUUCUCCCAAGUCAACUUUAACAUCUGAAGAACCUUUGCCUGCAUCUUGGGAAGCUCGUAUUGAUAGUCACGGUCGAGUAUUUUACAUAGAUCAUGUUAAUCGCACAACAACCUGGCAAAGUCCUGGAUUAACCUCGCGCAAUUUAGGCUGUGACCUGCGUCGACAACAACUUGACAGGCGAUAUCAAAGUGUGCGUCUGACUAUUUCACGACAAGACAUUGAUCAAGAACCCAGUUCCUCGAAUAUUAAUCCUAGUCAAUUUGAAACCAACAGUGAUAGGCCAACUGAAAGAAACACUAACAAUAGAAGUGAAUUUGAUUCUUCUGGUGUAAUCACAAUACCCGCAGUCUUAUUUUUAAGUAGACCAGACUUUUUUACAGUUCUCCAUACUAAUGCAGACGCUAUGGAAUUGUAUAAUCGCAAUUCAAGCCUAAAACAUAUAAUCAAUAGAAUUAGAAGAGAUUCCACGGUGUUUCCACGAUAUGAACACAACAGAGAUUUGGUAGUAUUAGUCAAUUUGUUCGCAGACGUAAAUAAAGAUUUACCAGUUGGUUAUGAAUCAAAACUAGAUCGAAAUGGCAAAAGAUUUUUUAUUAAUCAUAUGAGAAAAACAACAUCAUUUAUUGACCCAAGAUUACCGACGGAAGCAACACAUCCGAGAACAAGUGCUGAAGAAGUACCACUUCCUCCACCAAGAACACAGCAACCAGUGAUUUCGGCAACUGCAGUUACGACUGCUCAACCCGACAUUCCCGUAGCAUAUAAUGAUAAGGUUGUAGCUUUUUUACGCCAACCAAACAUAAUGGACAUUCUCAAAGAACGACAUUCAGCUUUUAGUCAAAAUGUUGCUUUGAAAGAAAAAAUUAAUACAAUUCGAGUUGAAGGAUCCACAUCUUUGCAACGUUUAGGGCAUGAUGUCCCUUUGGCAUUACUUUUAAGUUUAUUUGAGCAAGAAAUUAUGUCAUAUAUUCCUGGUAUUGGAAGAUCUCCUCUCAGCAGUCCCCAUGCCUCUCCUGGUUUAGCUAGAGCUUCAGCCAGAGCACCUGCUCCGUAUCGGAGAGAUUUUGAAGCAAAACUCCGCACUUUUUACAGAAAACUAGAAAGCAAAGGUUAUGGUCAAGGUCCCGGUAAAUUGAAAUUGCACAUCAGACGAGAACACUUAUUGGAAGACGCUUUUACUCAUAUAAUGGCAGUAUCAAAAAAAGAUCUGCAAAAGGGAAAACUUGUUGUAAUUUUUGAUCAUGAAGAAGGCUUGGAUUACGGAGGACCGUCUAGAGAAUUUUUUUUUCAUUUAUCACGUGAACUCUUUAAUCCUUAUUAUGGUUUAUUUGAGUAUUCAGCUAAUGAUACUUACACGGUUCAAGUGUCACCGAUGUCUGCCUUUGUAGAUAAUUACCAUGACUGGUUUAGAUUUUCAGGAAGAGUUUUAGGAUUGGCAUUAGUUCAUCAGUACUUACUUGAUGCUUUUUUCACAAGACCUUUUUAUAAAGCACUCUUGAAAAUAUCAGCAAGUUUAAGUGAUUUAGAAAGCUUGGAUCAGGAAUUUCACCAAAGUUUAUUGUGGAUUAAGGAAAAAGAUAUAAGCAUAGAGCCUUUAGAGUUAACUUUUUCUGUGACUGAAGAAUUACUAGGAAAAGUAACAGAGCGAGAACUAAAACCUGGUGGCAGAAAUAUUUCAGUAACUGAAAAGAAUAAGAAAGAAUAUUUGGAACGUAUUUUGCGUUGGCGUUUAGAAAGAGGAGUUGCUGAGCAAACAGAGUCUUUGGUUAGAGGUUUUUAUGAAGUUGUUGAUCCUCGUUUAGUUUCAGUAUUUGAUGCACGAGAAUUAGAACUAGUAAUAGCUGGUGCUGCCGAAAUAGAUCUAAAUGACUGGAGAGCCCAUACUGAGUACAGAAGUGGUUAUCAUGAUACUCACCCUGUAGUGGAAUGGUUUUGGAGCAGUAUUACUCAUUUUACAAACGAACAAAGACUAAGACUAUUGCAGUUUGUCACUGGAACGUCUAGUAUUCCUUAUGAAGGAUUUUCAGCUUUACGUGGAUCUACAGGACCUAGAAAAUUCUGCAUUGAGAAAUGGGGGAAACCAAACAGUCUACCAAGAGCUCACACUUGUUUCAAUCGUUUGGAUCUUCCACCUUAUCCGACUCCAGAAAUUUUAUAUGAAAAAUUAUUGCUGGCAGUAGAGGAAACUUGUACCUUUGGAAUAGAAUAAGAUAUUCAAAAAUUACAAUGUCAGGUAAAUAAAAAAAAUAUUUAAAUUCACAUAAAAUAUAACAUCUCCCAAAUUAAUAUUCUACUUCGUAACAUGAGCAUAAUAAUUGGAAAAAUUAUGAAAAUCAAAAUGUAAAUAUUUUUAGGAAGUUUUCAUUAUACAUGGGUUUAAUACGUUUUUUAGUUGCAUAAUUACAGAAAAUCAUAAAACAAUUUCUAAAAAAUCUACGUUUAGUGCAAUUCAAAUAAAGUACUUAAAUAAUAAUAAUAAUAAAAAUAAUACUUUAUUUCAUUGCUCACCUUUUUUAAGAGCUUUUAUAAUUUUUUCUCAUGUACAUAAAUAUAACUUAACUUAUGUAUCAAAUUCUAUGAAAAAUCCCUUUUCACAAUGUCAGCAACAACAUAUUACAUGAUAUAUUUAAGGGAGGGAGGGGGUGUAAAUUACCUCAAAUAUGUAUCACGUAAUAUGUGAAUGAUCCAGUCAUUUUUUUAAGUAAAAAAUACAUUUCUGUUUAUCGUUAAUUUGAUGAAAAAUUUUUACAAAAAUCGUUAUAUUGAAUAAAAAUACAAAAUUCUACGCAACAACGAAUAAAUAUUUAAAUGCAUGUAAUAAGAAAUUUUAUUAAAUGUUGUUUAGCUAAUGUUUAAAUUUUCAAUUAUAAUAUUUAUAUAUACAUAUAAUAAAUAUGUAAUAGACGGUAAACACUGAAGGAUAUGAAAAUAUAUGUACUCCGCAUAAAGACAUAAUGAAUGUAUAUAGAGUAAUUAACUGAGAAUACAGUUGCCAAUUUAUACUCGUGUGAUCAUUAUAGUGUGUAAAAUCUUUUUUCUUCUAUCUGCCUGGAAAUUUUAUCAUUUUGUGCAUUUAAAGCAGAUGCGAAAUAAGCAAUUACCGCCAGUGAAGGUAUAAACAUCAUGGCGCAAAAGUUUUCAUUUUAAGAAUAACACAUUACUUCCUUACAGGAAUAAGCUCGUAAGCGUAAAAUUAAAUUUCAUGACAUUAAAAUAAACGAUUAUAUAAUUUGAUUAGACAGUUAUUCAUCAUUAUUAUAGAGUUAAAACAACUGGCUAUGGAUCAGCCCACGAACUCGAGAAUGCACACCGCUUACUAUAGGAUGAGUGUCAGUUUUCUGCAGAAUUUUUGAAAUCUCAUUAAGGUGUAAAGUUAAUCAAUUUAAUAUACUCUCAAAUAAAAGUCAUUUGAUAAAAUCUGUAAAAAUAUCCACACUUACCUUACAGUAACAGAUAAUGAUUUUAGAUUUAACUGUUAUUUUCUUUUAGCAAUAUUGUAAGUUAUGAAAAGUUGAAUAAAAGAAAUGAAAAUGAA
This is a messenger RNA of Leptopilina boulardi, 5222 nucleotides long. It is a transcript of the gene Hecw, whose product is annotated as E3 ubiquitin-protein ligase HECW2-like. Bases 237 to 3896 code for a protein of 1219 amino acids. Gene Ontology annotation, molecular function: ubiquitin protein ligase activity; protein binding. The record is from RefSeq and is a predicted model, not a curated record. Lineage: Eukaryota; Metazoa; Arthropoda; Insecta; Hymenoptera; Figitidae. Gene Ontology annotation, biological process: regulation of dendrite morphogenesis; ubiquitin-dependent protein catabolic process. The transcript is spliced from 9 exons.